This is a messenger RNA of Dentiscutata erythropus, 483 nucleotides long. NCBI's taxonomy places the organism in Eukaryota, Fungi, Glomeromycota, Glomeromycetes, Diversisporales, Gigasporaceae. The record is from the annotation of a GenBank genome assembly.
AUGUGGACUUCGACUGCAGUUAAGGCUUAUAUGGGAAUUAUAGCUCAUUAUAUAGAUAAAGAUUGGCAGCUCCAACAAAAAACUUUAGAUUUUGUUGAAGUAGAAGGUUCUCAUACAGGCGCAAAUCUUGCAAAUGAAGUAAUUAAUAUAUCUCUUAAAAAUAUUGUAUUAUUUUUAAAACGAUUCACUAAACUUUCUACUAAAAUGUGUUCUUCUACAUAUUUGACAAUUAGUGCAGCAUAUUCUAUAUAUAAUUAUCUUAUGGAUCAUUAUGAAAAAAGAAUAAAUGAUCAAGCCUGCGAUAAAAUAUCAGAUGUGGCAAAAGCAGCAUGGAAAAAGCUUCAAGAAUAUUAUAAUAAAACUUUGGAAUCUUAUCAUUAUAUUUUCACAAUUCUUGAUCCCCGUUGGAAGAUUAAAUAUUUUCAAACUUGGGCUAAUGAUAAUUAUGAUCAAGUUUAUUAUAAAGAUGCGAAAAAUUUGUAA